Messenger RNA from Leguminivora glycinivorella, 5155 nucleotides. RefSeq names its product zinc finger protein 423 homolog (gene L). The transcript is spliced from 20 exons. Gene Ontology annotation, cellular component: nucleus. Gene Ontology annotation, biological process: regulation of transcription by RNA polymerase II. NCBI's taxonomy places the organism in Eukaryota, Metazoa, Arthropoda, Insecta, Lepidoptera, Tortricidae. The record is from RefSeq and is a predicted model, not a curated record. Gene Ontology annotation, molecular function: DNA-binding transcription factor activity, RNA polymerase II-specific; RNA polymerase II transcription regulatory region sequence-specific DNA binding. Bases 131 to 4873 code for a protein of 1580 amino acids.
AGUCAGUCAUUAUUUGUGUGUAAUGUAAUGGCGAUUUGUGAACAGUAGUUUCUUCAGAAUAAUAUCAAAUCAAAUAUAAUAACAAAAGUCAUAAAAAUAUACGUGAUAUAUAAAAACUGAGAUUGCCAAUAUGCGGUCUGUUGUAGAAAUAGGGGCAAGUGUCCCUGCCUUUUUAGGAAAAUUAUGGAAACUGGUUAACGAUACAGAAAACAAUCACUUAAUUUCCUGGAGCCCCGGAGGGAAAACAUUUGUAAUAAAGAACCAAGCUGACUUUGCUAGGGAAUUACUCCCUUUGUAUUACAAACACAACAAUAUGGCUAGUUUCAUCAGACAAUUGAAUAUGUAUGGAUUUCACAAAAUCACAUCUGUUGAAAAUGGUGGACUUCGAUAUGAAAAGGAUGAAAUUGAAUUCUCACAUCCCUGUUUCAUGAGGGGUCAUUCCUACUUAUUAGAACACAUAAAAAGAAAAAUAGCCAAUCCAAAGACAAUAGUCACUAGUGGAGAAAGUGGUGAAAAAAUACUUCUAAAACCCGAAUUAAUGAAUAAAGUGUUGACUGAUGUAAAACAAAUGAAGGGGAAACAAGAGAAUUUGGAUGCUAAGUUUAGUGCCAUGAAACAAGAGAAUGAAGCUUUAUGGAGAGAAGUGGCUAUCCUCAGGCAAAAACACAUCAAGCAGCAGCAGAUAGUAAACAAUCUGAUACAAUUCCUGAUGUCCCUAGUACAACCAGCGAGACCAAGCAAUGCAAAUAGUAAUAAUGUUGGUGUGAAGAGACCCUACCAGCUUAUGAUAAACAGCGCAGCACACAACUCUGCAGCAGAUAGCUCCCACCCAGGACGGAUAAAGAACAUCAAGCUGGAUAAAGACACAUUACUAGAUGAUUUGAAUGAAGAGAAUUUGGAGGAUGGUCCAACAAUUCAUGAGCUGGCACAUGAUGACAUUUUGCAUUCGGAGAUCCCUCAAGAUUCUCUAGACCCUGCCAACUUUGUGACGAUAGAUGUGCCCACCGAUGCUCAAGUCAACAAUGACUACAGCCCGAACACCGCAGGUGUGCAAUAUGAAGUCACUAUGGAAGACGGAGAUGAUUUGGACACAGAUGGUGUCAGAGUCACAUAUCCAGUAGCCAAAGUCAACAACCUAUUACGGCCCCAGGAUGUGCAACCAGUAGUGACAUCUCCAUCUCCCACCAUGGUCAACCCCACAUCACCAUUAGAUCAACCAAUACUAGAUCAGGUUUUCAUUGAUCCAUCAACAUUGGCAACUGCAGAAAAAACAAAAAAGGUGCAAAGGAAUAUUGCUAGGCCUGCAAAGAAAAUGACAUCAGGCAGCAGUUUUAACAACUUGAAUCCUUCUGCCGAUUUGAAAUUACCAGCUGAAAUAUUUGCUGAUGAAGAUUCCGUUGAAAAUGGUAUAGCAGCUGAUGAACUUCUGCAAAGUGCUCUCCAAAAUGCUGCAUUAGAAGGUGGCAUGUCCACUUCCAAAGACAAAAUGUUUGGUGGAAUCAACAUCAAAAUUGAAAAAGCAGAUAAUGCCAAAACAAAGAAGUCAAAGAAAUCAAGCAAGGACAAUAAUACAAACCAGGUGGACUUGGCGGGCAUUAAGACUGAACUGCAGGAUGACUUGGACUGGAAUAACAUGACUCUUGCCACUGUGAACAACAACAGUGACGUUAAUAGGUUUAACUCUGUGAAUAGGAGAGAUAACAUCAGCAAAAAUCUUGAGGAAUAUACUUCUGUCUUUGGAACAAAUUCAAACAAGAAUGACAUUGAUGAUCAUUUGGACUCCAUGCAAACAGACAUUGAGUCACUGAGAGAGUUAUUACGGAACGACAGUUACGCUUUGGACACAAACACGCUUAUGGGGAUUACUGAUGCAAGGCUAGGAUCUACGAUGUCUUUCGCCAUUCCCUCCGGUCAGCUGCCGGCACACGAUUACCUGUUUGGGGCCGAUGAUCCGUUCUACGGUUUGUCUUAUAACCCCGUGGACGAGCGAGCGAGAGCGUCCAACAGUGCGGAAGAAGAGGGCUGGGAUGAAGAUGGCGGAGAGGGGAGUGCAGAAGAGACUGACGCAGAAGAUGCCGUUGACGAGGAGCUGGUCAACGAUGACGUCAGCGACGACAAUGAUGAGGAAGAGGAUAAGAUGAAUGAUGCAGACGAAUCCAAUGUUAGAGACGGCUUUGAAGACAGCGGAGAUGCGGAGGAAAAUCAAAUGGAAUCUGAUCGAUGGGAAGCGGAAAUGGCUGACGGAGUUGAUAUUAAAUCAGAGGAUGCGGAUAGUAUGGAAUCAGAGGCGUUGGGCAGCGUGGGCAGCACGGCGGGCAGCUCGUGGCCGUCGUCGACGCCGGAGCCGUCGCCGUCGCCGACGGCCGACGCCGAGCCCGCCGACGCCGACGCCGACCCGCCUUUCACGCUCGGCGCCACCGAGCACACGCCCUACCAGUGCCAGUUCUGCGACAAGGCCUUCCCCAGGCUGUCGUAUCUUAAGAAACAUGAACAGACCCAUUCGGAUCAAAUGCCGUUCCGUUGCGAGUUCUGCUCGCGGCACUUCAAGCACAAGAGGUCCCGCGACCGGCACGUGAAGCUGCACACCGGUGACCGCAAGUACCGCUGUCCGCACUGCGAGUCCGCCUUCUCCCGGAGCGAUCACCUAAAGAUCCACAUGAAGACGCACGACAUCCAGAAGCCUUUCCAGUGCACCGUGUGCAACCGCGGGUACAACACCGCGGCGGCGUUGACAUCGCAUAUGCAGGGCCACAAGCGUGAUCGUGAAGGCCGGGAGACAGAUCGGCGGCGGGCGCUGCGAUGUCCACGGUGCGGGGACGCCUUCCGCAGGACUGACCUCUUGCAGGCUCACAUGACCAGCGCCCACGGUGUUGACGCAGCGGCGCUCACUCCCCCACGGCGCGUCGCCUCCCAACCGCCACCCACGCUCCUCGCCUGCAUUUACUGCACGCGCGACACCUUCACAAGCAUGGAGCAGUUGCAAUUACAUGUCCGAGCUGCUCAUUCAGCAUUACUAAAUGGCGAGACCCCUUCGGAUCAGAUCGUCGAGCAGCCUGCGCCUACUGAUCUCAGCAGAAGGGCUGAAGAACCACCAGUCAAGCGUAGACGUUCAGAUUCUGCAACGCCUCAACUGGCUUUGUCGCCUGGGACUCUGCUCUGCAAUCAAUGCGACGCAGCCCUCCCCGACUUUGAAGCGUUUCGCGCCCACUUGAAAGGUCACCUUGAAGAGGGUGGAGAGUUGAAUCGAUCCAGCCCAACGCCGUGCCCUCACUGCGGGGCCUCAUUCGCUGAUGCAGCAGCUUCGGAGCGUCAUCUCGCCGCACAUUACCUGGCGGUGUCGUGCGAAUACUCGUGCCACAGCUGCGCGCGCAGUUUUCCAACACCGGACGACUUGCAAAAGCAUCUACUGGAUUUGCACGCUCAUCAUCUUUACCGCUGUUCUCUUUGCAAGGAAAUUUUCGACUCGAAAGUAGCUAUUCAGGUGCACUUUGCCGUGGCGCACAGCGGCGAGAGCAAAGUGUGGGUGUGCCGGUCGUGCGGCGGGUCCCCGCUGCGCUCGGAGGCGGAGGGCGCGGCGCACGUGCGCGCGCGGCACGGCGCGGCGCGCUGCUCGUGCGGCGCCGUGCUGGCCGGCGCGCGUGCGCUGCGUGCCCACGCGCAGCUCCACGCCUACCGCUGCCCCGCGCCCGGCUGUGCUGACUCCUUCGCGGUCCAGUACUUGCUUGAGAGGCAUAUGCAGGCGCACCACGCUAUCACUCAGGGUUUGAAUGGCGAAAGCACUCGACCAAAGCGAGUGGAAAACAACAACUCUGGUGACGGUGCGGACGGCGCCUGUUCGCCAUGCGGGGGCGAGGCUGUUAGCGAUGAGCGGCGGCGCAAGAACGGCGCCGUCGCGCUGCAGUGCGCCUACUGCGGCGAGCGCACGCGCUCCCGCGCCGAGCUCGAGGCGCACACGCGCGCGCACUCGGGCGCCGCCGCCGCCAGGCACAAGUGCCUCAUCUGCGACGAGAUCCUGCCUUCCGCUGCGGUGCUCGCUGAGCACAAACUCACUCACUGCAAAGUGGUAGCGGGUGAUACGUGUGCUCGAUGCCGUGCGCGACUGCCGUCCGAGGAGUCCUUCCUGAGCCAUAUGGCGCGCCACCAUCCCGCUCUGCCCGCGCCCUGCGUCGUGUGUCGCCAGACGCUCGCGUCCGAGGCCGAGGCGCGCCUGCACGCGCGUUUCCACCUGCGCUGUUCUGGCGAUGAACAGCGCUGUGCUAUUUGUCUACGCGCUCUGCCCGAGGGCGAGGCCGGCACCGGAGCGCGCGCCUGCGCCGCGUGCUACGCGCGCCACGCCGCGCCGCGCGCUCCUCCGCCCGCCGACCACGAUUGUCGCCUCUGCCGUCGGGCGCUCGGUUCACCCACGCGGUUGCAAGCCCACCUCAUCGAACACACGUUCGCGGGCAUCGGCGCAUUCACCUGCUACCUUUGCUCCGCCGUAUUCACCAGCGCGGCCGGCCUGCAGCGCCACCUACCCGAGCACGCGUCCGCGCCUCGUCCCUACGACUGUGCGCGCUGCGGUCUCAAGUUCUUCUUCCGCGCAGAGCUCGAUAACCACUCGUUCGUGCACCUCGAGGAGGCGGAAAUAGCGCAACGAGCGUUCUACGAAGCGUACGCGCGCGGCGCGGCGUCGGCUUGGGCCGCUCUGGCCCCGCCGGAGCCGGUGCCGCAGCCCGUCGCCGAGCCGGACGCGGCUGUGAAGCGCGAGCCCGAGAUCAAGGAGGAGAAGACGGACGAGUACAUCGAGGUGGGCUCGCCGCCGCCGCCGCCGCCGCCGCCCUCGUCGCCGCCGGCCGAGCCCGUCGUGAAGCAGGAGAAGCCUGACGAAGACUGAAGGGUCCGUCGACCUAUUUCGUCCGUGACGCGGGCCCAUCCCCGCUGCAAUACUAGAUUACGUCCCGACUAGCUUAUGUUAGAUAGAUAGUUAUGUUAUAGUUAAUAUAAUAAUCGUUGAAAUUUUGCGUUUAGAACGCUGUAUUUUCCAGUAAGUAAAAAAUAGCAUCAUUAUGUUGAUUAAGUGAUGUAACUGAUGUAUGUUUUAUAAUGUUUACAUGACUAUUUGUAAAAAUUGUUAAGUUAAUAAAUUAUCCUGUUAAGCUUCAUUUAUCUAAGCGAA